AUUGGAGGGCUACUGAUUGUACAGCAUGCAAGUUAACUCAGGGGAGUUGCGGAUUCGAUAUUGAACAUGACCAGUUUCUCUGUUUCUGUCCAGACAGGCCUCAUUAUAUCAAUUGCACUGCAACUCAAGCUGCAACAAGAAGUUGGCAACAUACCAUACCUGGUGGAGAUGGAUGUGGGAAAUUUUCAAAAUCCUCAAAACAGAUAGCUCUAUUUAUCUCCCAGUAGUUUGGUCCAAAAGUAGAAGAGCUUCAUGCUAUGUCGCAAAACGCAUUGAAACUAGCACGGCCAGAUAAAAUAUUUUUCACUACCAUUUUGAUCUCUCCUGAACUUAUUAUACUCGUUUCUCAGCAAUGCGUGAGAUGUGGGAGUUUCUAAAUUUCGUCUUCAGUUGUUCCGUAGUAGUUUCGUAGUUCUUUCGCGAUCCAAUAACUAUCUCUCAAGGAUUUGGCAUUGAUUAAGGGGAGAAAGUUUAGGAAAACACUGCACUGGUAACUGUCGAAAUCUUCGGGAUUAGUAUCUCACGUAUACGAUUAUUACUAUGAUAUACUUUGAUGAUAAAAAGUAUAAACCACAUGUACUGCAAAUCAACGGUUCAAUUUGGAUCUAAUCUAAGGGUUGUGGACAACGUCUCCAAAAACUCCAAAAGAAUAAGUGUCCGAGAAGCCCGACUCCUAAUAUUUUAAUAUUUUAACUAAGAUAUUUUGAACUUACUCUAAUGUAGUACUCAGCGAAAAUUCCCAACACUUCUUUGUGUUGAAUAUUCUUAUUCAACUCCAUUACAAAGUCUUCCACCCUUAUCUUUUUUUCCAUGGACUUUGUGUUGAAAAUUCCCCGCAUGAAAUUGAACGUCAUUAUUCUUUAGUUUUGAAAUCCAUAUAUAGUUUAUUCCGUUAAUUUUUGCAACAACAUACAAAUCUUCUCUUUCAUUUCAAAGUAAUUUCUGCCAUUUCUUGGGUUUUUAUUUUCGAAACUCUUGCAUGAUGUAUGCUCAGCUCCUUAAACCUCAAAAGUAUUAUUCAAACCCCAUCAGUUUUAUCAUCUCAUUUCAUGUUUUACUCAUCAACUUCCCAACCUGUCUUGCUCAAUUUACAAAUUUUAAUUAAUACUCGGACUGUAGUAGCACUACUGCUAUUAGAUGCGGCGAUAGGACAUUCAACAAUCCUGAAUACCCUUUCUGGGGAAAAAGUUUACGACCUGCUUAUUGUGGUCUUGAUGGAUUUGAACUUCAUUGUGAAAACAAUGAUCUUGUUGUAGACAUUGGUUCACGUAGCAAGUUUCAUGUAGUUGAUAUCAAUUCUGCAAGAGGUGUGUUAACGUUAAAUCGUUCUGAUGAUCCGUUGGGGAGUAUUUGUGCAUCUGGUGAGCCUAGGAGUACCGUAUUGAAUGCAACACUAUAUGAUUACACAGAUUAUAGUGAAGAUCUCAACUUAUCCUACAAUUGUGCCGAUGAGAUUGACUCACUCUGGCUCGACUAUACAUUCACUUGCAAGGGUGACAGUAAGACGCGAGUUUAUUUCUUUCGAGGGAAUUCAUUUGAAUUAGUUGAAGACUACAAGCUUGUGUCGUGCACUAACACAACAAUUCAAGUUGAUAAGAGGGUGUUUGACGACUUGAAAAAUAAUGUAAUAGAGCCGGAAACACUUUAUAAUAGGAGCUUUGAAGUUCACUACAACAGAAUUAACGAAAGAGCAUGCGUAGACUGUAAGCAAACGGAAGGAUUGUGUUGGAGAGGCACAAAUAGUACAGAUAACACAUGCCUAUAUAGCAAUGGAACGGCUCUCCCUCCAUAUGCAUAUCGACGACCAGGACUAUCAAGUGACGAGAGGGAAGAGGACUAUCAAGUUAACGGAAGAAAUCACACAAAAGUUGUAUGUAUGGUUUCCUGCUUGUAGCCGUGACAAACAACGAAUUGCGGAGACUUUUAAGUUGUUAGAAGUCUCCCAUGAAUCAGCUAUAUGGUUUCCAUUAAAUUUUACCUUAUAUAUUAAUCUUUGAUAUCGAUACAUCGAUACUGAAAAUAUAUAUAUACCAUAAUGAACGUAAAAAUCACUGAAGAAUGCUUCGUACUCUUGAGUCUUGACUCGGGCGCGUUAAUAUAAUGCACGAAAUUUCUUGUAGAUGAAUUGAUAGUGAAAGUGUAAACAAGGUCCUCCCCUCAUAUUUUCCACACCUUAUGGAUGAAAAUUCUUAACACUUGCGUUGAACAUUUGUAUUUUAGUCUAUCACAAAGUAUUCAUCCCCCUUUUUAUUUUCACAGACUUUUAUUAGCUUGUGAAAAUGUUUGCAUCUCUAUGCUAUAGUGCUAUUCACUCUUGCUUCUCUGUACAACAGACUUGUCUUCAUAAACUCAGUAUAAUGCAUGCUAUACUCUUUAGACCUCACCAAUCUUUUUCAAAACCCAUCAGUAUAAUCAUCUGGAUCCUUUCAUUAUCAGUCUUCAUAGACAUCAUGCUAAAGUUGAUCCUGACAUGUACAGCAACUGUAGUAAGCCAACUACUUCUCCAUGUGGCACACAAUUAGAAUGGAGAGUUGAUUACCCUUUCUGGGUUGAUGAUGAGAUUCGACCUUCGUAUUGUGGUCUUGAAGGAUAUAAGCUCAGCUGCGAAGACGACGGCCUAGUUGUAGAUUUAGCUUCCAAUAUCAAGUAUAAUGUACAGGCCAUCGACCUGUUUAAACAUACGAUAGAUUUAAAAAUUUUGGAUAAUCCUCUCAAGUCUAUCUGUGAUGCAAGUUCCAGCUCAAAUCAAGAUACAGAACAUAAUCAUCCGCUGCUCUCCUCCCGCGAAAACUCCGAAAUUAUCUACUUGUUGUACAAUUGUAGUGAUCCUGCUCAAACAACCUCGAUGAAGGCAAAUUUCAGUUGCUCGAAUCAAGACCCAAUUUAUUUUUUCCGAAAUGAUUUAUUUGCGGAAGCUCAAGAAAAACUUAGCUCGUGUCAUUACACAAGGCUUCCGGUUAAUAUGAGGUUGCUUGAAGAUUUCACAUGGGACCCGAACCCAGCACAGCGAACAGCAGAAAAGCUUUUCGAGGGAAGCUUUGAGGUUCACUAUAAUAAUGAAGAAAACCAACAAGUUUGCAAAGACUGUAAUCAACAUGAUGGAGUGUGUUGGAAAGACACAUAUGUAGGUAGCAAUGACUUAUGCCUCUAUCCACGACAAUCAGGUCUGCCAUAUCAACAACAAUCAGGAAGCAAAAAGAGUAAGGGACUUAUGAUUGGCGCAGCUGUUGGUGUAUUAGGAGGUACCAUACUUCUGCUAUCGGUUCUCGUCAUCUUCUGCUGCCGGAAGAAAACCAAACAGGGUUCAUUUUUGUUCUCUAAAAAUGUGUCUUCUUUUCCGAAAGAUGUUGAUGCCUUCAUAAAGCAAUAUGGAUCCUCCAUUCCCAGAAGAUUUAGAUACUCUACAUUAAAAAAAGUAACAAAUUCGUUCAAGGAUGAAUUAGGUAAAGGGGGCUAUGGAACUGUAUAUCGAGGCCGCUUAUCAGAUGGACGUGACGUGGCAGUGAAGGUCUUGAAUGCAACAAAAGGAAAUGGAGAAGAAUUCAUUAAUGAAGUUGCAAGCAUUGGUAGGACUUCUCAUGUUAAUGUCGUCACUCUCCUUGGCUUUUGUUAUGAAGGUAAACGACGAGCUCUUAUAUAUGAGUUCAUGCCUAAUGGAUCUCUGGAAAAGUUUAUUUAUGGUACAAAUCCUUUGUUGGAAGGACAACAUCUUGGAUGGGAGAAAUUGUUGAGGAUUGCAAUAGGUAUUGCCCGGGGACUGGAGUACCUACACCGAGGCUGCAACACUCGUAUCCUGCAUUUUGAUAUAAAGCCACAUAACAUUCUUCUUGACAAAGAUUUUUGCCCGAAGAUAUCUGAUUUUGGGCUUGCAAAAUUAUACACCACAAACGAAAGUGCAGUCUCAUCUUUACUGCAACCUAGAGGAACCAUUGGUUAUAUUGCUCCCGAAGUUACUAGUAGAAAUUUCGGACAAGUGUCCCAUAAAUCUGAUGUGUACAGCUAUGGAAUGAUGAUUCUUGAAAUGGUUGGAGGGAGAAAGAAUGUUAAUGCCGGUGCAGAUCACACUAGUGAGAUAUAUUAUCCACGUUGGCUGUACAAGCGACUCCAAUUUGAUGAUGUGCUAAAUAUGGCAAAUGAAAUUUCUGCAGAAGAAAAUGAACUUGUUAGGAAAAUGGUGAUGGUCGGACUCUGGUGCAUACAAAUCUAUCCAUCACAAAUGCCAUCGAUAAGCAAGGUGAUUGAAAUGUUGGAAGGGCAGACAGCAGCUUUGGAGAUCCCACCAUGUCCAUACUUGUGUUCAGUUCCGGGUUCUCCAUCAAAUUCUCCAGAAAAACCGGUGUUCUGCUCUUCUUCAGGAACAGAACCAACUUGAUCUGCAUGAUGGUUAAGGCAAGAACCCUUCCUCAAUAUGAAAUACAUACUAUAGAGCAUAGCAUGCUCUUAUAUAAUUUUAGGGUAAACUUUGAAGGUACAAAAUGUAUAAAGUAUUUGUACUGUUAAUAUUUGUUAACCCAUUUCACAGUCACUAUCUAAAACUGGUUUAUAUUAUUCAGGGAUAAUUCUUAAACAACCGAGACUAGAAUCUUGUUCU
Messenger RNA from Daucus carota subsp. sativus, 4591 nucleotides. RefSeq names its product PR5-like receptor kinase. The coding region runs from base 2471 to 4372 and encodes 633 amino acids. Gene Ontology annotation, biological process: protein phosphorylation. The transcript is spliced from 5 exons. NCBI's taxonomy places the organism in Eukaryota, Viridiplantae, Streptophyta, Magnoliopsida, Apiales, Apiaceae. Gene Ontology annotation, molecular function: polysaccharide binding; protein kinase activity; ATP binding. The record is from RefSeq and is a predicted model, not a curated record.